GCGUCUUCGUUGGCAACUUAAACGAGCAUCUACAAAUCAAGAAGGCAACGAUAUGUCAAAAAAAAACUCAAAAUUCGCAGUAGAACAUGCACGUAUUUCACAACAUUCUCAAACUAUCACCGACGCCGAACACCAGCUUACAAAUUUUGAGAAACUCGCACUCAUGGACCUACCUGGAACCCAUCGGAUCGUGCUGUCGUCACCUGGAGAUCGAAAAAAGUCGUGCGAGGUCGCUACCUCGUGGUGCACGAAAACCUUCCGCUGGCGGGGAAGAGAGAUCAACGUCCGCCAUCAUUAGACUGAGCAACAAGAAGGUUGCUUUCAAGGUGUCCACGGGAAGUUGCCAGUAUAGCACGUUGCAGCGAUUCUUUAACAAGUUGAAAUUUUGGAAGACGACCCACGCUCCCGACGCCGAGGAGCACCUCUGUGACACAUGCCGCAAGGAGGAGGACGAACCGAAGAAGGUGCUGGUCCUCAAGCAAACGCCGAGGUCGGUGGGGGAAACUUCGUCCGCAGUCGCGACCGGUAAAAGCUACCAGACGUGCAGCACAUGCGGCGGCCGGCACAUGAUACCGACGCACAAUCGCAAUUUUGAAAAUUUACAGCGGAAGCUCAAUUUGGCCAAGCUCGAGGCGAACAAGUACGGCAAGCUGGUGCCCGAUAGACCACGAGCACAGACUACCAUAGAUUUAUUAAAUCCGAACAGCUUGGAGCAGCCGAACGCGUCCAAGCAUGGCCAGAAACCUCGCGAACCGAGGAAGUUGACCGAUAAACCACGCGUCGAUCCGUUGAUUCAGAAGCUGUACAAGUCGACGGAGACAAUAAACGAAGAAGAGGUUGACAGUUUCGUCAUAUUGUCCAAGAGGCAGCUGGAGGACGAGGUGGAUCCACAGCCUUCCACGGUUGCGCCGCUAGACCGCGAAGAAAAACGCAUGAUCCUAAAGCUGACCCCCAAACUCGACUCCGUGACCCUUGACGACCUGGUGACGCCCUCCCCGCAGCCGCCCGCUCCCAAGACGCGCGUCGCGCACUUGUCUAAGUUUCCGUUCCAGUGCGACAGCUCGUGCAGCCAUCACGCCGACAUGCAAUGGCUCGGGAAGAACAACCGAAGAAAACUGCACACGAGACGCGCCCUCUGCUGGUGUUCGGACCUCUCGGACGACCGGAACGCAGAAGGGGCCAAGUAACGGAAACAACUUACGCUAGCUUCGUUACGAAUUCCAUGCUAUCCGAGUACACGUUUCGAUCGGCGAAGAGGCUCGGAGUAUUCGCUCUGAUCGUGAAGUAGUUCUCGAUCGUCUGUCUCGUCUUCUCCUGGUCGUAGAAGCAGGAGUGCAGGAAAAGGUAGAUGUACUCGUCUGAUAUGUGCGGGAGGUGGGGUUGAGUUUCCAUCCUAAAAUAAAUAAAACAGUAACGUCA
Photinus pyralis (common eastern firefly) is the source of this 1419-nucleotide messenger RNA. RefSeq lists its product as uncharacterized. The coding region runs from base 87 to 1187 and encodes 366 amino acids. The record is from RefSeq and is a predicted model, not a curated record. The transcript has 2 exons. NCBI's taxonomy places the organism in Eukaryota, Metazoa, Arthropoda, Insecta, Coleoptera, Lampyridae.